UACCCAUCAAGCUUUCUUUUCUUCAACCAAAUGGACUGGACUAGACGCCACGUCAUCGGUCACGGCUCCUCCGCCACCGUCUUCCUUGCCACGGAUUCUUCCUCCGGCGACGUUUUCGCCGUCAAAUCCGCUGAGAUUUCACACUCGCAAUCUCUACAAACUGAGCAACGGUUUCUUUCUUCUUUAGCCUCUCCGUACGUAGUUUCUUAUAAAGGGUGUGAGGUCCGGAGAGAACAGAGUGGGGUCGUGAUGUUCAAUCUUUUCAUGGAGUAUUUGCCCAACGGUUCGCUUGCCGACGUAAUUCGCCGCCGUGGAGGACGGCGGCUCGACGAGGCGGCAAUCGGAAUUUACACGCGGCAGUUACUACAAGGCCUACAGUACAUUCAUUCCAAAGGCUUGGUACAUUGCGACAUUAAAUCCCGAAACGUUUUGAUCGGUCGAGACGGUGAGGCUAAAUUGGCCGAUUUCGGGUGCGCCAAGUGGGCAAGCCAAACAGACUCAAUUGGCGGCACGCCGCUGUUUAUGGCACCAGAAGUGGCUCGUGGAGAGCACCAAGGGCUACCCUCUGACAUUUGGUCCAUUGGGUGUACGGUCAUCGAAAUGGCCACCGGCGGCGGCUCACCCUGGCCGAAAACAACCAGCGACACCGACCCAAUUUCCGCUCUGUACCGAAUUGGGUAUUCCGGCGAGUCGCCGGUAAUUCCAUCCUGUUUAUCCCACCAAGCAAAGGAUUUUGUUGAGAAGUGCUUAAGAAUGAAUCCAAAUGAGAGAUGGACAGCCAAUCAGCUUCUAAAUCACCCAUUUGUGGGGGAAUUCACUUCAUCCCCAAAGAAAAUCCAUGAAGUUCAUUCGAAUUCUCCAACGAGUAUUCUAGAACAGGGCGUUUGGAGAUCCAUUGAAGAAAGUGAAAUCAGAGAAGCCAAAUCGUGUAGACCCAAUAGUUGGGCAGCAGAGCAGAUCCGACGGCUGUGGAUGGCCUCAGGAGAGCCGAGAUGGAGAGAUGAUGAGAACUGGAUUACAAUUCGAAGACAGGACAUUGGAAAAAGCAAAGAAGUCGGUGACGAAGGCGACACGAUUGGUGGGUCAGAAGUGAAAGGCUGUAGUAAUAAUUGUUGGGGUGAGAAACAGAGUGGCGGUGGCGGCAAGGAGUGGUCGGAAACGGAAUUCACACAGAAUAACGGUGGCUUUAGCUGCAGAAUUAGUAGGAAUGAUUUGGCAGACCAUCGUUGUAAGAACAUUAUUAGUCUUGUACAUAAUAAUAAUAAUAACAAUAAUAAUAAUAAUAAUCCUUCAACUUUUCAUACUCAUACACCUAAAUUUCUUCCUCUAAUGUCAAUUUUAUUAUGA
Molecule: messenger RNA, 1347 nt
Organism: Cucurbita moschata (crookneck pumpkin)
Lineage: Eukaryota; Viridiplantae; Streptophyta; Magnoliopsida; Cucurbitales; Cucurbitaceae
Product: mitogen-activated protein kinase kinase kinase 18-like
Exons: 1
Coding region: 31-1347 (438 amino acids)
Biological process (GO): protein phosphorylation
Molecular function (GO): ATP binding; protein kinase activity
Source: RefSeq, a predicted model, not a curated record